AUGUUUUCAAUUUUCGGUUUUUACUUUGCAGUAUUCAAAGCCAUCAGGUUCGUAAUGAUGGCCGACUUGGGCGAUCGGUUUGCCACGUUAGAAAUAUCUUUAUCAUGUCAAGAUUUAAUAUUCAAUGGUGUUUUGGAAGAAUUAUCGAAAACACAAAUCCCAAUCAUUGCUUAUAGUCCUCUUUGUAGAGGUUUAAUUACUGAUCAUGCUGCUGAAACUACUGACGCUUUCUUGGAUUCAAUUCCCAAAGGUGAUGUCAGACAUCACAUGGAUAAGUUUGGCCCUGAAAAUUAUAAGCAUAAUAUUGAAAUUGUUUAA
Messenger RNA from Hyphopichia burtonii NRRL Y-1933, 318 nucleotides. RefSeq lists its product as uncharacterized. NCBI's taxonomy places the organism in Eukaryota, Fungi, Ascomycota, Pichiomycetes, Serinales, Debaryomycetaceae. Bases 1 to 318 code for a protein of 105 amino acids. The transcript has a single exon. The record is from RefSeq and is a predicted model, not a curated record.